CAGUGUUUAGAUUGAAAAUUUGCCUUAGGGUUGUUGGCGGUAGUAUUGUAGUGGCGUUUUUUUUUUUUGUUCUAAUUAAAACUUAGAAUAAGGUAUCUUUAAAAUUCAAAAUGGACUCUACAGAGUCACGGUCUCUUGACUGGAAAAUUUGUUUCAAAAAAAUAUUAGCUCCUCACCUUUUGAACACCACUAAUAUGGAAGAGCAAAAUGAUGCUCCUCAUCCUUUGAACGCGUAUAAUGGCGAAGAACAAAAUGGUGUGCAGGAUAAUACUGUAAAUUCAGAAAAUGAUAGAGUCAACAGCAUUUCCAUUCUUAAAAAUUCUGAAGAUGUAGAAAAGAAUCAUUUCAUCAACAAGAAAAGAAUUUCAUCAAUCACGGCAGGCGCUGCACAGGUUAAUAAUAGAGCUCAAUCAUUCAUCGAGGCUUUUCGUCACUGUCGCCAUUCUGACUUACCCGAUAGAGAGUACAGUGAUUCUGAAAAUGAUGAAGAAGAAGAAAUUGCAAAAAUAGUUGCUGCUGAUGCUGAAGAAUUGGCAAAGAAUUUUAAAAUACUUAAAUGUAAGAAAACAGACAGUACUCAUAACCCACCGAAGUGGAAACAUGCUUUCAAAAAAGUAUUAGACCCUACAUAUUUUUUAAAGCCCACUGAAAGACCAGUAACACCACUAACUCUAGAGGAGCUUGACGGAGAUUAUAAUCCUCUGGAAGACGAUGACGAACUUUCAGCUUGUUCUGUGUCGGAAAAUUGUGAUGAAGAGGAUAGCGAGAUGAAAUCUACCGAAAAUACCUCGUCAUCUCCUAAGAGACCGAAAAAGGUGCCUCCUCCUGGUGGAUUUGUUUGUGUAAACAAGAUUACUGCUAAAGAUUUAUUGAAAAGACCCCCUAUAAUUCCAAGUGAGGGUUAUUGGGACGAUGAUUUAAUAUGGUGAUUCACUUGUGGCAUUAUUUCUGUAUAUUAGUAUCAUUUUCCUUUUUAAGUACUCUUUUGUUUAUUGGUACUUGUCAAUUUGUUAAUGUUGUCAUUGUCAUUAAUGUGUCGAAUACAUUAUUGUAGUAUUCUGUAUCAUCUAUCUUCGUAAGUGCUAUUUCAUUUAUUGGUGCUUGACAAUUUCUUGAUGCUGUCUUUGUCAUUAAUGUGUUGAAUGCAUUAUAGUAGCAUUCUGUAUCAUCUAUCUGUAAUAUUAUUUCAUUUAUUAAAUAUUAUUUUUUUAUUGGUCUUGUCAAUUUGUUAACGAUAUUUUUAUCAUUAAUGUGUUGAAUGCAUUAUUACAGUAUACUGUAUCAUCUAUCUUUGUAAGUGUUAUUUCAUUUAUUGGUAUUUGUUAAUGAUGUCUGUAUUAUAUGAAUUAAGUCAUUUCAUUCAUAUAAUUUUUUUUUGUGUGUGUGUGUGUGUCAUUUGUUAUUGUGUCUCUGUCAUUGGCUUAGUAUCCUUGCAAAUUUCUGAAUAUCAUGUUAUAUUUUUCAUACUUAGGUUUACUCCAUAGUAUAGCAUUUUGAGUUAGUUAUAAUACUAUUCUUUGCCUUGGGGUCCUUUUAUUUACUGCUUACUAUGUGAUUAUUUCUAUACCUGAUAUAAAUUGACACAUUAAAUUAGAAAAAAAAAUUGGUCUAUACUUUAAAGAAAACUAAAAUUGCAACCAUUUUGUGCUUGUGCAAUUCAGUUGAGUUCAUUAGCCCUGUGUUUAAUUUAGAUUCAAGGAUACAACUAAAAUGAAAGCAUCACAGUAUUUGUGUUCUUAAAUUUUUUUUAUAUUUUAUGUUAAUUCCUUAUAGUAAUAUCUGGAAUGCAAAGAAAAUGUGGCUUAUACCCAUUGGUUUGGUUCCACACUAGGGUUGGAAAUGGUCGCCUCAUGCAUUGAAAUCUGGAGGGAGGUAUAUUUCUUUAGUCCACAUUCAUCUUUAGUUCACAUUCGCAAAAGGGCAGUAUCCGAAAUUUCAACCAAACACAGAUCUGUUAUGAUAUAUGACGGAAAAGUAAAAUUUAAACAAAUGCAGCGUUUCGAGACUCUUUGUGAUGUUUUUCAAUUUUUUACUUAUAAACUUUUAGAAAUAAAUUGCCCAUAUUGAAAUUAUGAAACAUAACAAAUUACACCAACAUUAAAGAUUUGAAUUGAUUUUUGAACAAAAUUAUUGAGAAAUACACAUCUUUAGCUUUCAGAUUAAUGAAUUAAAAUUUUUGUCAUCAAUAUAUAAAAAAGAAGCAUUUUAAGCAGAAGUCAUUUUAAAAAAAAUGAUUUCUAAUUGGAGUCUGGAGAUUUAACCACUGUUAUUUUGCCUGUUCUAUCUUAUUAGAUUUGCCACAGAAGAUAGAACAUUUUUGCAUCGAUUUAAUAAUAAUCUUAGUUUUAAUCAAUCUUAAUUCAAUAUUUCCAUAUAUGUAUUACUAAACAAUUUACCUAUCAUAACCUUAAAAUUAAAAAAAAAUAGUUUAUCAAAUAGUUAAAAAUGUUUUAACUGAUUUGAUUAUUUUGCCAAGAUUGAAAAAGACAACUUGUAUAUUAGGAGGUAAUUUCAAUUUAAACCAACAUAAAAUGCAUUAAUACAGAGUAAAAUAAAUAAUCUAAUGAGACUAUUUUUAAAAUGAAAUUUCAGCAUUGGUGAUAAAAUUAUAAUUUCAUUAGAAUCGGGAUUUGGAAUUGCAGUCACAAAAAAUGCAUAAAAAAACGAUUCAAAAACCAGCAAUAACCUGCAAAUAUUUGUUUGCAUAUGCUCUUUUGAAUUAAAGGCUCCGACCUUUUGAAGGCUUAUCUGUAGUAUGGUUGGUUGCAAUUAAGAAUCCAUCCCUCCUCGGUUGCAAAAUGAAAGUGCACUUGUGAAAUAUGCUGGAGCCAGGUCUCAAAAUCUGUUUCGUGUAUAUCAGUGCUCAGCCAGCAACAAAUUUCCUACACUUUUACUGUCUUGUUCACAAAAAUCUUUCUCCCCUUAUUUUUUACUUUUAAAUGAACAAACGAACCGUCAGAUCACCGGUACCUCAUCCUACUAUCUUCGAUAAUAAAACAGAUCUAACUCCACAAUCUUUGCUCCACAAACUGAAACUCCAAAUAUAUGUAUAAUGCAGGAUAUUAAUUGCUCAUUUCAGUAUAAUGUCAUGACAGAAGAAAAUAAUGAGGUGUGGCUGGAGAUUUAAAAUGUCAUUUUAUACUCUUUGAAGUUAAGAACUCAUUUUUUCUGUGCCUUCGUUAUAAAAUAAUUUCUUCAAAAUUUUUUUGAACACAUUAACUGCUUCUUUUAUGCUUGUUCCUUUGCCAGUGAAAAUAGUACUAAAAUUUUCUCUGUCAGUGAGAAAGUAUUUCAAUGUGCCAAUAAAGGACUCUGUGACUA
This is a messenger RNA of Argiope bruennichi, 3321 nucleotides long. RefSeq lists its product as uncharacterized. The record is from RefSeq and is a predicted model, not a curated record. The transcript has 3 exons. Bases 111 to 929 code for a protein of 272 amino acids. Lineage: Eukaryota; Metazoa; Arthropoda; Arachnida; Araneae; Araneidae.